This is a messenger RNA of Colletes gigas, 10099 nucleotides long. RefSeq lists its product as uncharacterized. The coding region runs from base 1131 to 8654 and encodes 2507 amino acids. The record is from RefSeq and is a predicted model, not a curated record. Gene Ontology annotation, molecular function: chromatin binding. The transcript has 22 exons. NCBI's taxonomy places the organism in Eukaryota, Metazoa, Arthropoda, Insecta, Hymenoptera, Colletidae.
UUCGAUGGUGCGUACGUUACGAUGUGUCGCGUUACGGGUGGAUCCCUUUUUACCGGAAGCGAAGGAGAUUACUUACUCGUCGAUUGAAUCUUAACAUACACGCCAUAUUUUCGUACGUGUCGUGUCCGUUGUUUUUCGCACGCGUGGAAAGGUCGUCCUUCGGGAACUUUUCGGAAGUGAUCCAACGAAGUGCACCGAACGACGCAAAACGGAUUAAACGUAAAUCAAUCGUACACUUUUACGCGUUCGGUGAACGAUCAGCGAGUGUUCGCGAAAAUUUUCGAGCCAACCAUUUGGAUGUAAGGAGAAAACGUUACGAUCGGUUUGGUCGUGGCUUUAAGCCGGCCGGCGCCCGCGUUAAAGGGAAUAUAUUCGAAGCGUCCGUCGAUAAAACCCUGUUCCCGUGAUUUCUCAAAUCGAUCACAAUUCUACGGGUCGAAUCACCGAAAAUCGAUAUCUCGUUCCGGUGAAGUCCGAGAACAGUUCCGAAAUGAGUUCCCAUUCGUCGCGAUCCGGGGAGAAAAUCAUCGAAGGACUGUAGAUAUUUCUUUUUUUUCCCCGGGCGAGUUAUUUCGACAGAUCGGUUGAAAAUGUAGCUUCUCGCAACUCCUGACUCGAACGCGAAUGAAAACCGUCGCAACAAACGUGUGACCUCGGUUCGUAAUUGUUUACAUCCAACGGAGCGAGAAUCGAUCCGAGAAGCCCGAACCGUCUUGCUCGUCGGUUCGAACGAUACGACGGCGUUCGAACGGACCCGUGAACGCUUGUUCUUUGUUUCGAGGCGAGUGUGCCAAAAAAAGUUACACGGGGAACUCUGUUCAACGAUAUCAAAGUUCCGGCCUUCGUUUCGGCGUUUUCACGCGAGACUCGUCGUCGCACGGUGAAUAAGUGAACAAACGAGUGAUUAUCGUAGUGCGCCGUGGUCGUAAGAAAUAUCGUAACAGGAGCGACCACUUCCGACGGCUUCAUUGUCCCGAGUAUUUUUCUCGACGGACGGAGGAUGAUAUUCUGAACGGAUAUUUUUCUUUCUUGGGGGGAUUUCUCGCCAGGAUGACCAGUCGCCACGUUGCGUCCGCAUAGCCGUCACAGUGGAGUUCUGCUUAAUCGCAGCCUCGGGAGGGGGAGGUUCGAUGUUGGUCCCUCCCGUGGCCCAAAGUGGGACUGGGGAUCGUCCCGUGGGCGACACGGGUGCCCGGGCCCAACAGUCCGGCCCUGCCGCGGCAGCAACCCUGUGGCCGUUAGCGCCUGCGCAGACCAAUCAGGUCCAGAGUCAACAGUCCCAGGGCAUACCACCUCUGGCCGCCACUCCCGCGCCUGCUCACAACCAAGGUGUGAGUCGCUACGGGCUGUACUCUUUAUUCCCUGGGGGUGGCGGAGGAAGUUACGUCGCGGCCACUCCCGCCACCCCCGGACCGCCCACGCCAGCCCGAGCUUAUCACGCGACAACACACAAGGCCGAAAAAUUGAUUUCAGAGAGUGUGUUUUCCGCCGCUGUUGGGGUUGGAGUGGGUGGAUACACCUGGGGAGCUCCCACACCACCCCCUGGAUCGCCCUACAGUCCUGUGCCCGUGACGCAGCUCGAACUACUCGCCAAGAAUUUGGCCAGUUUGGCUCCCCCGGGUCAACAGGCGCUUAGUCUUCAAGGUGUCGGUGUGAACGUCGGUAGUUUGCACCACGCGCAACACACACAACACACUCAGCACACGCAGCACACGCUCAACUUGACUGGGCUUCAUCAUCUUCAUCACGGAGGUCUCCAUCAGAACACCUUUUCUCCCCAACUGUCUCUGGUAACCGGAAACGCGCCCACGCUGACGAUCAACAGCUUCUCAUCGCCAAACUCGACAGGCAACGUUGUACCAACGACUGGCGUCCUGCUCCAGGAGUACCAAUCGCCGUCAGGCUCGACCACCGGAUGCUCCGUCACCGUGAACGGCACCUCGUGCCCGACGAGCUCGACGACGAGCACGAUGGUGAUGCAGGGGGACCAGACCGCCUGCAACCAGGUCGUGCAGGCCAGCAAGAAACGGGAGGCCUUCCUACCGAGUCAAGGUCAGCCAGUCAAACUGGAGAACAAAUCGACCAGGCAGCCCUGCGUUUGCAGAAACAGCGGGAAAACCAGGACGGUGCAUUCCGACGCGGGCUGCAGCAGGACAUUGCCGGUUGCUUCGUCCUGGAACGGCCAGGACGCGAAUUGCAACGGCAAUAAUGGCGGUAAUAACUUGGUGAAAAGGGAACCGCUGGCUUCGGUGCCGUGUCAGGUCGCCGAAGUCUCGACGUCCCUCCACGCGACAACCACCUCCGUGAAAAUCGAGCCAGUCCCACCGAAAUCGGAAAACGGGAUCGUGGUGUCGAAUGCAGGGGCUGGUGGUGUACCAGUUGGAAUCGCGGUGGCCAGGCAGAGAUUGCAGCAUCAGGAAACCUCGACUUCGAUGCGCAAUGUCUCCCUGAGUCAUCACACCUCGCAUCAUGCGAGCUAUCAUCACUUCCAGCCUGACAAUCUCGGUUCGAGCACGGCCAUGGCGGUAGGCGGUGCGACCCUGGUGCAUUGCGGUGGGCCUGGAGGGGAGGACCGUCCGGCCCACCUCGCCAUUCCCUCGGGAGCCCUGGCGCCCUCACUGAACGCUGCUCUCGGCUCCAGCCUGAAUUCCAGCCUGAAUUCCACGCUAGGUGGCAUCGGCGCCGCAGCGAGCGCCGCCACCGCCGCCACAGCCGCCACAGCCGCAUGGCCGCCCACAUUAUGGCAGUACCCAGCGGCGGCCGCGGCCGCUGCAGCUGCAGCUGCAGCAAUGCCGAUGGAACCUGUCGGUUUUCCACAAAUGGGCGUUGGGCUUCAAGGUGGCCUGCAAUUGGUCAGAGAUCCAACGACGGGUCAUCUUCUUCUCAUUCAUGCUGCAGAACAAAUGCAGCAGGCAGUAGUGUGGCCAAAUUACUCGAAUCACAAUAACGGAAACGUUGCACCGCCGCCUCUUCUACUUCCGCCGCCGCCACCCUCUCUUCAGCUUCUCGGCGACAUCGGUGGAGCAAGGUUGGUCCUCACGGAAAGUAAAAGGAAGCAACAGAGCACUCUGCCUAUUGUCAAGAUAGAAGCUGACUGUGGCAACAGCCCCACCACCAUAAUCACUUCGACCGAAUCAACGAAGGCGUUGCAGACCGUGACCUCGAUGACAGGAGCCAUAGUACCAGACACACCCUUGGUAACCACUCUCCACUAUUAUCCACAUGCGCCAGCAUUGGUCCAAAUCAGUCAGGCCGAACCAAUGCACUGCAGAUCACAGCAGCGAAAUUCGUUUCUGUCGAAGGCCACGUCACCCGUGUCGUGUCUCACGCCGCCACCGGAGGUGACCACGAUCCACGCGAUCGAGCCACCGGAAGUGACGCCGAUCGUGGGCGUCCAGGACGCCUCGAACCAGACGGACGCGCCGGAACCGGAGGACCAAGAGCCAUUGGUGGACACGUGCGUGAAACAGGAGCAGAAUCUCAGCCCCUGUCAGCUACAGAACCCUGGAAACCUGACCACCACCACUACCAACAUGACGAACAUGACCAACUACGAGAUCGUGGCUGCAGCGCCGGAGAAGGUGUGCAACGUUGUUCGAAUAACGACCACAACGACCACCGUGAACCCUGCAGUGUGCAGCUUCGUUGGUAAAGUGGAUAAAGCUGAGAACACGAUCAUCAACAUGGCGGACUGUCCGAAGUACUCGAUCACGAAGGAGUGCAGGAGCGUCACUGCGAUCGACAGGACCAUCGAGCACGUGGUUGCCAGACCUAUGGACAGGGAACAAGAGGACAAGGGGCACGUGGACGAGGCGAACAACGAGGAGGAAGGGCUGACUUGCAGGGACGUGAGGACCGGGCCAAGGAUCAUCGAGAUCACCGAGGAGAAUUGCGACAGCUUUCACGAGAACCUCGAGUUCUUUGGGAGGAGGAGGGAUCACUCGUUGGAUCGUCAUCGGGACAGGAAGAGAAGCUAUGCAGCGGAGUCUGUCGCGAGGGAAAUGGAGAAUUACGAUGAAACUGUUGCUGACAAGUGUGAGGCUGAGUUGCCCAAAGUCGAGGACCUGGAAGCUGCAGAGCUACACAGACAUGGGAAUCCCGCGCUGCCUGAAAUCACCAACGACGAUGCACAAAAACAGCCAGAGGAGCCAGUCGAGUCGAAGGUAGCGGUUGCUGUCAGUUGUGAGAGCUAUGGAAAGAGUCGUGAGGAUCAUUCGCUGGCGUAUCAGUCGUCUGGUCGUCCACAAAUAACCGUAAAGUCGUUCGACAUGCCCAACAUCGACUGCGAGGACCAAGAGGUCGAGAAAAUAGUGAUCAAGCAAGAGGCUAGCGAGACAGCGUACGAGGAUUGCGCGUACAAGUGCGAGGCGACGUCCACCACCGAGAAACCGAAGUGUCAGGACUGGGUGAAGAGGCAUUCGGUCGAGAAGAGUCAUCCUGGGAUCGAGAACGUGGUAGAGAAACUGAAGAAGAACGCUGCUGCAGCUUUGCAAGAAGCUGCGCCUCAAAAAAUCGAGGAUCUGAAGGACAGAACCGCGGAGAGUCUGCGUUCGAGAAGACACUCCGAGACUACACCAAGAAAAUUGGAGAAUGGCUUGAAGAAACAUAUACUAAGGUCUUGUGAGAACGCUCAGUUCAUGGAUCAACAUGAGAUUCCAAGGGAGCCAGAGGUUUCCUCGACGGAGGCGCAGAACUCGAGUCUUCCUAUACACCUGACAUCCACGGAGCAUACAUUGCCCAGAGAGUACUUCCUAAACGACAACAACAACGACACCAGGAGCAACAACAACAACAUCAAGGCAGUCGAUGGUAAAGAGCUGGUCGUGAAGAAGGAGAAGAUCUCGUCGCCUGUCUGUUUCAACAGCGACGCGGUCACCCCGAAGAAACACCGACGAAUGGACGCCCCAGAAGAGACUUACGCCUUGUCAUCUGACAAUCAAACUUCCAAAUCGAGGGUCAGCCCCAAGCAGAAGCCUACGGUCGAUAUAAGCGGGCUGGAGCUGCUCUCGAACAGCAUCGAGCAGUUGGAACAGCUGAAACCAGAUGCUCAGAGCGCUACCACCGCGGCUGACAUUGAGAAAUCGCCUGUCAGGACCAAGUUGAUCUCUCCGCCGGGGGAGAGCAACAACAACAACGUGGAUAGUCCGUUGGGGUUGUUGUGUGCUCUCGCGGAGCAGAGGUUCAUGGAAGAGGUGGUCGACAAGGUGCCCAGGAAGCUGAAUCUCGAGAGCUCUGAGGAGAUCUCUCACGCUGGUAGGUUGUUGCUGAACUUGGGGAGGGUAAAUCACUUGGAGAAGGAGGGGAAGAUGAAGAUGUCGGACAAGAGGAAGUAUGUUGGACCAGACGAUGAGGAUUAUAAGAGUUCGAAGAGAUUGAAAGUCAACGAUGAGUCUGAGGAUGAGGAGUCCAAAUGCGAGGCAAGGUUGCAGAGGAACAUGGUAUUUAGGGUCAAAGAGUCGACGAGGAGGAGCAUAGACUUCUCAGAGAGAAACGGUGUCAACGAAGAUGAAGACGAAGAAGAAGAAGAAGAAGUGAUGUUGAAAGACAAUCCUGCUAGCAAGAGUAGGAUGUACGAGGAUUCAGAUUAUGAAAGGAUCGAAGAUUUUGAGCACUAUGAUCACCACUAUGACGAGUAUCGAAUGAACGGUGCUUACUGCGAGAAAGAGUCUGUCGAGUACAAUCUUUCUGAUUCUGAUUUGAAGACGUACAGUCAGCUAGCUUACUCGAAGUCGAUGCUGAUGGAGGAGAGCAACAGGGACAUGAAGAGAAGGUUUUCAGCAGGUGAACAACGCGACUGCCACGAUUACAGGAACUUGCAAGCGAAAUUGGAUGCGAAGAAGUUCAUCGCUAGGAAGGGACAUAUGGAUAACGAUGCUGAUUGGCCUAACAUGGACGCCAUGGAGCUGGACAUGAGGGUCAGACUGGCUGAUAUUCAGAGGCAGUACAGAGAGAAGCAGAAAGAGUUGUCCAAAUUGACUCCUAAGAAGGAUGAGAAGAAGAGUCCAGGCAGACCUCGAAAGAAGAGCCAUUCUUACAGUUCCGAUCAUGGCCCACUGGCGUCGCCAUCAGCGUUGGAGCAGAUGCCUUCUCCGCACAAGUCUCCCUCACGUUCGUCAAAUGGAUCUCCGCCGCCAUUGGCCUCCACUGUCAUAGCUAUGCCGAGGUGCAACGUGAACUUGGUGAAACUGGGUGAGCCAAGAAGUCACAUUAAACUGUUGGACAGUAUACCGAGCAUUCCGAUCCCCGUUCCACCAGUCGCCUCGCCUAUCACCGUUCUACCCUCGAGCAAAACGCCGCAGGACGACGAUGAGAAAAGCACGGGAAGGAUGGGGUAUGAUACAUCAUCACCAGCGCCGACCAUCGCGAGUUCAAGUUCAGCUUCAAAGAAACGUAAGGUCGGUCGUCCCAGGAAGCUGAUGUGCACAUCAGGAAGCGUUAGACACCUAACGGAAACGAUAGUCGCGAAAAAGCCAAAAAGCAAAAGCUCUUUGGUGGGGUAUCUGUUGUCGUCGAAAAACCGACAUCUUCAGGCAAAGUACGUUGGUAAGACUGGUUACACGCCAUUGCCCUUCAAAACCGGACUAUCGUCUCUGAAAUCCGCUUCCAAGGGUCACAAGUCCGUCAAAUCGAAACCAAAACCUGCAAAACAGACGCCCCUGCACAGCAAGACUGUGAUCAGCUCGAUAAUCGCCGAGAAAGCGAAACUGAGCCAGGAAGUGAAGCUGGAGAAACAGAACAAGAUGAAACCGAAACUAAAAGCGGAGGCAAAGGUGAAGACUUGGGAGGAUGAUGAACCCGCUGCUGUGGUGGAGAACGUGUUACCAGAAUCUACCGUGGAGAAACCAGUUGAGGAAACGCCGGUGGAGUUGCCAGAGGCAACAGAGGCGGAGUGCGAGAAGAUCAGGCACGAGAAAUCGAAGAAGAAGAAACGGAAGUCCAGCUCGUCGUCACCCUCGCGGCGGAAGUCGACCGAUCGCGAGAAGAAAGAAUCGAAACGGAGAAAGUCGCUCGAGUGCAAAGAGUGCAAGGAGUGCGCGAAAGCGGCCAGGGCCGAGAAAACGGAAAUAGUUAACAAGUGCAAAUUAACGUCUGCACACUUGGCCAUUGACCAGCUGAGAGUGCUCACGGCGAUGGGCGGUCUGUUUUACGCCGGAAGGCUCAGCGCUGUCCAAGCACCGGACGUUUAUGCCAUUACGCUGGACGGCGAACGGGGUAACAGACCCCACAUCCAUUCCAGAGAGGAGAUACUACGAGACGCGAUCGUGGAAGUAUGCCCGAGCUCGACGAAAGAGUUACCACCAGGUACGAGACUCUGUGCCUAUUGGAGCCAGCAAUACCGAUGCUUGUACCCUGGCACAUCGGUCGAACCGACCGAACCUGACCCCGAGCUAGACGAAAAGUUCGUUAGCGUGGAGUUCGACGACGGGGACAGCGGAAGAAUCGCGUUGGACGAUAUCAGGUUGCUGCAGCCUGACUAUCCUGUCGUUGAAUAUGAUCCGAAUCCUCUAUUGUCGCUGGGCAAACGUCGAAGGCAGACGUCUGUAUCAACAGAGGACAAACGCUCGUCCAGCAACAAUCAACCGUCCACUUCGUUAAACGCGAACAAUGCGAUCCCCGCUGUUACCUCCACAACAUGUUGUUACGUUUCGUCGUCCGAUGGACAGUCGUUGGAACGAUACAAAUCAGACGACAUGGACACCAAGGAUCUGGAGGAAUAUCGCGAGAGGAAACGCAUGAAGAAGAGAAGGAGGGACAAGUUGAAGAGAUUGCAAGAGGCCCAAGAAGGAAAGAAGAAGCACAGAAAGCACAAGUGUUGCGAGGAACACAGGAAACACAAACACAGGAAACACAGAAAACAUAAGCACAAGCAUAGCCAUCAUAGCUGUCACAGCGAAGGAAGUCACAUAAGCAGUGGGGAAAGUUGUUGCGGCCAGAAGAGUGAGGAGGAAUUGGUGAAGGAAACAGUGACGUCAGCAAAUGGCGAGGCGGAAGCAGAGGAAGAGACAGUACAGCAAGAGGAGGUUAUUAUACCGAUAAAGGAACCGAUCAAGGAGCCCGUCCGCGAGGAGAAGCAAGAGAAACCGAAGAAAUCGGACAAGAAGUCAAAAAUGCGUGAGCGCCAGGAGUCGGUGGAAAGUCGAAGCAAAAUGGCGGCGUUUCUGCCCGCGAGGCAGUUGUGGGGUUGGGCUGGAAAGGGUUACAGGCGACCAGGCGCCAAAGGUAGAGCAAAGAAGCAAUUCUUCAGGGCGAUUCAGCGUGGAAGCGAAACGAUUCAGAUUGGCGACAGCGCUGUAUUUCUUUCGACCGGGAGACCAGACAGGCCCUACAUCGGACGCAUCGAAUCCAUGUGGGAAACCUCGAGCUCGAACAUGAUCGUCAAAGUCAAAUGGUUUUAUCAUCCCGAGGAGACAGUGGGAUGCCCGGCAAAUUUGAAAUACCCGGGCGCUCUCUUCGAGUCCCCUCACAUGGACGAAAACGACGUACAAACGAUCUCACACAAAUGCGAGGUGCUACCGCUUCAGGAAUACACGGACAAGUUGGGCAAAGAACCACACAGAUACCUGACGAUCUACGACAACAACGACAUUUACUAUUUGGCAGGCUACUACGACCCCACCACAUAUUUGUUGACGAUGCAACCGGGGGUUGUUUGAGAACAGCUAAAGCUGACGAUUAAGUUAACGGGUGUUACUUAAUUCACGUCAGCGGAACGUAACGCGAAAUUAAAUAGUAAGCCGUGGCCGCCGCGGUUGGCGCCCACGCUCGAACUGCGAUGCGCGCGCACCGAGGGAACAGGCUCGAGUUACGGAGCCGGAGCCAAAGUCACUGGAUGAUUUUGAUAUGCGCGUCAGACGUGCGCGGGAACGCGUCGCGCGAACGUACGCGUACGAGUUUUACACGUUCACGGACGAUUAACGAGAAAAUUUACAUUUCACACAUUAUCGCGAUUCAUUAUCACACGGGUGUACGAACGUUCAUUCGGUGAUCACCGCCGGACCCGAACAUUAUUUAUUAUCGAAAUGUACGGAGACAUGUUGAUUAGGUUAAACCGUCGAUCACAUCAUUUUUUUUUUUUUUUUUUCUACGGUUACAUUGUUACGUUAAUUUUCCUCUUAACCGGGUUAAACGGAGACGACGUAGGUUAUUUUUUACCAGUACCUACGGCGUCGAAAAACGCGAUCGUUGAUUUACCAGUUCGCGACUAUAGUAUUCCCGCGUAUUUUUUCUAAGACUAUCUUUCCCCGCUAUUGUGAUUAAAUACCUACUGAGAUUCGCUCGUAUGCGACCACAAAAACAGUGCCGCAAGAUUUCAGACGUCUUACCUAUAUAAGCGUGCAAUGACAUUAUUUUACCGUUCAAGCGAAAUAUGUGAUUACUAAUGGUAUUGUGAUAGAUUUAUACGAUACAACCAGCGAGAGGGGCUGAAUUGUUUCGGCGCAUUACAGGGCACAAUCGGUGUUUCAGUAAGACUUCCACGUUUCGAGGAUGAACCGUGUGGGAAGUUGGAUCGAAUCGGAGGCUUGUGCCUUGCGUAACAGAGUCAAGAAGAAAUGAGCAUUGGACGUAUGAUGAUUAACGGUUACGGAACAGAUGCAUGUAAAUAUAUAUAGUAUGUAUGUAUAGGAGAGAUGCAAUAAGUAUACGGUGUGGCAUUACGAAGACUCUUUGAUCAAAUGUUUUAUCGACUGUAUAUAGAGAUAGUCUACGUACGUUGUACAUAAAUGUUAAGUGCGUAUUGAAAUGUGAUCGGACUCGCGUCCGAUCGUUAAUCGUUAAACCGGUGUUAAUAUUAUUGUCCAAACAGCGAGAAGAGAGAUAUUUCGUGGUAACCGUGUAACGCGUUCACGCGCAUGCGUACACGGUAUUUACGAUAGUACUUAGAUUAAGAACCACCUUCUCGCGUCCAUUGCUCCAUUAUCGACUUCGGUCCUCGUUGGACACGAGCGGGGAUUUUAUUUCACGACGAUUAGAGAAUCGGUAGAUCCGAGAGAGUCGAUACGAGACAAAGGUGCUACAGAUAAACAUUUUUCGUCGAGCCGAAUUACGUGCAAAACUUGUUAGGAUUAAGGCAUUUUCUAUCAGGUCGUUUUUAUACUUC